Molecule: messenger RNA, 1494 nt
Organism: Cebus imitator (Panamanian white-faced capuchin)
Lineage: Eukaryota; Metazoa; Chordata; Mammalia; Primates; Cebidae
Gene: POM121L12
Product: POM121 transmembrane nucleoporin like 12
Exons: 2
Coding region: 1-1494 (497 amino acids)
Source: RefSeq, a predicted model, not a curated record
AUGCCAGAGCUACCCGGAGGAGGCGGUGGGGUUGAGGCAACUUCUGCUAGAAAUUCAAUCUUAGUGGAUGCCACCAAGAGCGAAGCCCAGAAGCAGAGGGACGAGCUCGCGCCAGCCAGGCAGGGGUUGAGUGACAUGAAGAGCCACGUGGACGAUGGUGACAUGGCUGGGGCCCCAGCUACCUCCCCGGACCCCGUUCGGCUGAAGGCGCAGCUGGGGCGGACACCACCAUCCUGGAGGCCGAGCAGACGCAGAGGCAGCAGCUCGGGCGGAGCUGGAGGAGGCUCAGACCUGGGUGAGGAGCUGGAGAAGGUCCGCGCAGCCGCCCCUGGAGUCAGAAACCCGGGGGGCUGUGCAGCGGCAGGAGAGACUGGAAAAGGAGGACGCGCCGCCACCGGGCUGCAGGCGCUUCUGCAGAGGGGCCGGGGCAGCUGGCAGGGGAGGAGGGCACAAGACAAACUUGCUGGUAUCGGAGGGAGCGAGGCUGGGGCCUCCCGUCCCCCUGCAGGCUGGGUGUCCGGGCUCGCGGCCCGCACGCGGUGCCCGAGUGGAGGGUCCCGCCCCCGCGCCCCACGUGUCUUCCAGGCGCCCAGAGGCCAACGGUCCCCAGCCGCGGGCGCUGCAGCUCCGGCCGAGUCCGCAGACCUCGGGAGCGUCCGGAGGGCGAACCCCGCGGCAAGGCCCGCCCCGGUGGCCCCCAUGAGCAGCUCCCCCGGCAGGCCCCCGCCCGCGCCGUGCCCCCGGGGUCGCCGGAGCCCGCGGCCACCGCCGUCCCGGACUCCGGGCCCCGUUCAGUACGUCCAGUGGGGGCGGCCGGCACCCAGCACCCGCCUCCCCGAGCUGCGGCCCCGCCGGGACCCCGCCAAGCCCCAGCGGGGGAUCCCCGAGGCCUGCAGCCGCCCGGCCGGGCCCGGGGACACUGCCCCGCGGCGAGACCCCGCCUGCGCCGGGGAGGACUGCAUGAAGCGGGGGCCGUGGCGAGCCGCGAACCCAGGAGGCACCUGGAGCCCGGUGACCAUCAGGACCGCCCCUCCCGAGCACCCCGAGAGCCCCUGGGGGUCCCCAGGAAUGCAAGCCCGCCCCGCAGGCCACCCCGCCGCCCAGGAGCCCGCCGACCCCUGGACCCCGGAGACCCAGCUGACGGCGCUCGGCCCGGGCCGCAGGGGGAGCGCCACGAUGGGCGGGCCGCUGGGGGUGCAGGCCCCAGGCAGCAAGGGCGGCAGGCGGAACCCGCAGCCCCGGCCCUCCGCCUUCAAGCCGCUGACCAAAAACGGAGCGGUUGCGUCCUUCGUGCCCAGGCCAGGGCCUCUGAAGCCCAGCCUCGGCUCCUGGAGCCUCGGUGUCUUCGACGACGCGCGGCCCUUGGUGCUGGUGCAGCCCGCCCCGUCCGCGGUGUGGGCGCUCUGGGAGGCCAGGCCGCCGGCCUGCGGCAGCUGCACCUCGGUCCCCUUCGCCCUCCAGGACGCCCAGUCCGCCGGCCCCUUCGGCCCCUGA